Messenger RNA from Pungitius pungitius (ninespine stickleback), 1885 nucleotides. It is a transcript of the gene sgtb, whose product is annotated as small glutamine rich tetratricopeptide repeat co-chaperone beta. The transcript is spliced from 11 exons. Gene Ontology annotation, molecular function: molecular adaptor activity; protein binding. Gene Ontology annotation, cellular component: membrane; TRC complex. Gene Ontology annotation, biological process: post-translational protein targeting to endoplasmic reticulum membrane. The record is from RefSeq and is a predicted model, not a curated record. The coding region runs from base 110 to 1030 and encodes 306 amino acids. NCBI's taxonomy places the organism in Eukaryota, Metazoa, Chordata, Actinopteri, Perciformes, Gasterosteidae.
CCGCGCAUGCGCAGACGCGCAUCAAAUCCCGAACAUCAAAGUCCUCAUGACGCCGCAGCAGCGGACAGCUGGAAAGGAGCUCAGUGUGCAGCAGAUUCUGUAGGACAACAUGGCAGUGGAGAAGCGUCUGGCGUUCUCCAUCGUGCAGUUCCUACGAGAUCAAACCCAUCGCGGUGCUUUAAAUUCCGACGAGCAGGAGAGCCUCGACGUCGCCAUUCAGUGUUUGGAGACGACCUUUAAGAUCAGCCCCAGCGACUCCCACCUCGCCGGGCCGCAGCCUCUCGCAGACAUAUUCCUCAAUUCCCUGCUGAAGAAUGACAACAUCACCAAACCAGAGACCUCCCCGUCUCCAGAAGUCAUUGAACGAGCAGAGCAACUUAAGAAUGAAGGCAACAAUCACAUGAAGGAGGAGAACUACAGAUGUGCAGUGGAGUGCUACACGAAGGCCAUCGACAUGGACCUGAGAAACGCCGUCUACUACUGCAACAGGGCUGCAGCUCACAGUAAACUGGGCAACUACACCGAGGCCACUGGUGACUGCGAAAGAGCCAUCGGGAUCGACCCCACCUACAGCAAAGCCUACGGCCGGAUGGGUUUGGCGUUGACGGCCACGAACAAGUACCCGGACGCCAUCGCCUACUUCAAGAAAGCUCUGGUGUUGGACCCCGAGAACGACACCUACAAAUCCAACUUGAAGAUCGCGGAGCAGAAGCAGAAGGAGGCGACCAGCCCGACAGCCGCUGGACUGGGAUUCGACAUGGCCAGUUUGAUCAACAACCCCGCCUUCAUCAGCAUGGCAGCGAGCGUGAUGCAGAACCAGCAAGUUCAACAGCUUAUGUCAGGAAUGAUGUCCAACGCAGUCGGGGGUCCAGCAGGCGGAGUGGGCGGACUGUCGGACAUUUCCAGCUUAAUAGAAGCGGGUCAACAGUUCGCCCAGCAGAUCCAGCAGCAGAACCCGGAGCUCAUCGAGCAGCUGAGGAACCACAUCCGGAGCCGCUCCUUCAGCGGCAGCGCCGAGGAGCACUCAUGAUCCACCCAGGUGAUCUGAGUUUUCAAACCCUUCCUGAUCUCGUGGAACAACAACAACAACAACAAGAAAGGAAUAUAUUAUUAGCACUAAAAUGCAUUAUUAUUUUUUUCCAGUCACGCGUUAAUUAAUUUUUUUCCGAGGAAGGUCAACCAUAUGGCGCGAUUACAAUCUCUUCACCCGUUUCUUGAAAUCACAUCCGCGGCACAGCUGGAACAGCUGGAACAGAGACGAGGAUGGGACCCCGAAGGCACUUUACUGCGAGUAGAGACGAAGAAGCCCCCCCCCCCCCCCCCGAGGGACCGGACCGCCAAAUGAAGCAUCCCACCCACGUAGGGGCGAAACGCGAGUCAUGAAAAGAGACGAGAACUCGUCAGUAAAUAAAUACCGUCCUCUUUGUGUCUGCAGUGAAGGAUCCUUCUGUCUAGUCGUGGCACCCGUAAGAGGGUUAGGGAGGAAUGUGCUUUUACGGCAUCGCAGGGAACAUCUCAGCUAUUUUCCCUCAACACAGAUCAGAUUUAUAUUGCACAUUGUUUACAUUUAAUAUUAUUUUUGUAGAGAGAACCAACACUCGCUUAUUGGGACCUCCCGUCGCAACCUUUCACCAAGACAACCAUGUUAUUGUAUAGCAGUGUUUGCAGCCUGCAUUGUGUUGUUAUUGCACUUUAGAAAAACAUAAAUAUCUCCACAUUAAGCAUAUUUAAUCGUUGAAUUACUAGUGACAGAGUAUAAAGAUUGCUAAUUUUGCAUGCUCUUAAAUCUGGUAUUUGGGAUCAGAUGCUUUAUUGAAGCAAAUAGGUAUGCUAGGGCGACGCAAGGUUUUGUCUAAAAACAUGUGAAUAAAUGUCUUGAAAUCCA